This is a messenger RNA of Cetraspora pellucida, 2328 nucleotides long. NCBI's taxonomy places the organism in Eukaryota, Fungi, Glomeromycota, Glomeromycetes, Diversisporales, Gigasporaceae. The record is from the annotation of a GenBank genome assembly.
AUGGAUCCCUCUUUAUACAAUUUUCAACAAUCUCCUCUAAUGUCUCCCAAUAUCCCUUCACUUCCGAAUUCUCUUCCAAAUUCAUUAAUGCCUCCAAAUUCACCUUCAUAUCCAACAUCUCCAAAUUCACCUCCUAAAUCUCCUUUGAUGCCUCCAAACUUGCCUCCUAAAUCUCCUUUGAUGCCUCCAAAUUUGCCUCCAAAAUCUCCUUUGAUGGCGCCAAGUAUAUCGCCAAGAUCUCCACCGGGUGUACCUCCGUCUCCUUCGAUGUAUUCUAAUUUGCCUCCAAAAUCACCUUAUAUGCCUUCAAAUUUAUCUCCAAAAUCUCCUUAUAUGCCAUCUAGUCUAUCUUCGAAAUCUCCUUAUACGUCUCCAACUUUGUCUCCUUCAAAUUCGAUAUCAUAUUCAAUGUCUCCCUUAAUGCCACCAAGUUCAACAUUUUCAAAAUCUCCUCUGAUGUCACCGAAUCAAUAUGUAAAAUCGGAUACUAGUCCUCUAACCAUCCUUAUUGAGACAGAAGAGGAAUAUUUGGCUGAUUUGAAAAGUUUAUUACAGCGAGUCACUACAUGUUGGAAUAAUGAAAAUCCACCUCCAAAGAAGUUAGAUAAUAUGUUCUGUUUAAUUGAUAAAAAACUUAACAAAAUUAAACAAGAUCCACAAUCAACACAAAGUUUUGUAGACAUAUUAAUGAAUUGGAUUGAUAAAAUGGAAAAACCAUACACAACCUAUUGCCAAGGUUAUAUACGGGGCAUCGAGUCAUUACCUGAGAUUGAAGGAAAUAUAACUUUGCAACAAACAUUGAAUGAUAUUUCAUCAGAAAAGAAUCAACUCAGAACUUUGGAAUCCUUUUUCGAAUUACCAUUAAAGAGAAUUCACUAUUAUAAAAAAUUUUAUUCUCGUCAGCUUAGGAACUCGGAGCCAGGAAGUUCGGAUAAUAUGAAUUUUACAAAUGCAAUUCAACGUAUUGAUUCACUUAUAGAAGUAGCAAAGCGGGCCAGGUGUUCGCAAAAUUCAAAUGACUUACCAACCUCACCAACUAAUCAACCUUCAGCACCAUCUGAUAAUUCUCAAGUAGAUAUGGACCAGCCUGGUUCCCCAGGGUCACCCGUAAAAAAAAUUGGGACGUUGUCAGAAUUGGAACUUUGCUUGGAUACAACCAGAACUAUAGAUUUUAUCACAUUGAAAACAAAGCAAAUCAAAAUUGAUCUUCUCCCUCCGCGUCUUCCAUUUAAUCGUGAAUUAAUUCUUGACGCUGACUUUACUAUAGUAAAUGAAGAUUACGAAUCAGAUAGUUCACCUAAUAAUUUUGUCAAAGCACAUUUAUUUUUAUUGACAGAUCUCUUGUUAGUCUGUCAACAAUUAAGUCCAGAAGAAAAAGAAAUCAACCCCAAUAAGGAAUUUAAUUUAAUGCAUCCACCAUUUAGCGGAAGGCAUUUAUCUAUAAAUGACAAUUAUGAUGGAAAGGAAGGUUUGUUUGAUAAUUAUAUAGAAUUUUUAGUUGCUUUGUUUUUCAAAGAUUUGGUUAUUUUGACAGAGAAUCGUGAACAAAAAGAAAUGUGGUUACGAGAACUUAACAGGAUGAUAAACUUUACUAUUCAAGCUGCUAAGUCACGACCGCCAACGAACUCUGGGCUAAAUAUAUAUGGUCAGCAAAAUUUAUCAAAUACACGACUCUCAAUACCUCAAAAUCCACCAAGUCCACAGACACCACUCAUUAAAAAAAGUUUAAGCACUGGUAAUCUACCAGGAGAUUAUCGACUGCAACCUCCGGCAGGAAGUCAUAUGUCACACCCUAAUUAUGGGCAAAAUGAGUUAAAUGUUACACAGUAUGAAAGAUUUCCACGAACAGCAUCAACAAUUUCGCAAGAUAAUGAAUUAAAAAUUGCACAAAGAUUUCCACGGACAACAUCAACAAUUUCGCAAGAUAAUGAAUUAAAAGUUGCCCAAAGAUUUCCACGGACAACAUCAAUGCGGUCUCAAGAACAUUUAAGAGAAGUGGAGCAUAAUGUUACUGAAGUAAUUAAAGCAAAGUGUAAAGUAUUCUUACAAAAAGAUCAUGGAGUUUGGAAGAAUUUUGGAUGGGGGGAUAUGACAUUAAAUUUAGAAUCGCCAUCACGAAAUAAAAGAAUUAUUAUCGACAUAGACAAACCAAAAAUAUCAAGAUUUGUAGACGCGAUUGUUUCUGAGUCGGGAGUUCAAAAAACGGGAAAGUGUAAAGUAGCGAUUACAGUAUCAAAUGAACGCUCACCUGUGCCAAGUAUUUAUUUGAUGCAAAUGAAGGAUGAUAAAAUUGCUAACGAAGUUUACAAAUAUAUAAGAAAGCCAUAA